AGGUACGUGGCCGCUUCAGCUGACAGUCUCCAUGAUGGCGACAGAGGUUCAGAGCGGCGACCUCGACAGCGCUACUUCCAGCCGGCUCGAAGUUUCCAUCGAUGGCCUCACCCUCAGUCCGGACCCGGAGGGCGAGCAGAGCCCGGUGGAAGAGCCGGAGCCCACACCCGCGGAGCCCGAGACCGAGAAGCCGGCUGCCGCUGGCGGCGAAGAUGGAGAGACUGCCAAAUCUGCGAUAGAGAGGAAAUGGGGCUUUCCUUUGCAGGAGCUGUACGGAAUGGCCCUUAAAUUUUUCAAAGAUAAAGAUGGCAAGGCCUUCCACCCGACCUACGAGGAGAAGCUUCGACUGGUGGCUCUGCACAAACAGGUGUUACUCGGCCCGUACAAUCCUGAUGCUUCGCCGGAGGUCGGCUUCUUUGAUGUCCUGGGUAACGACCGCAGGAAAGAGUGGGCGUCCCUGGGUAACAUGGAGAAGGAGGAGGCCAUGGUGGAGUUUGUCAAGCUACUUAACAAGUGCUGUAACCUUUUUGCACCCUACGUCACUUCACAUAAGAUUGAAAGAGAGGAGCAGGAGAGGAAAAGGAAAGAGGAGGAGGAGCGUCAGAGGCUGGAGGAAGAGGAGAGGGAGCGACAGAGGCAGGAGGAGGAGCGACGGAGGCUUGAGGAGGAGGAGAGGCUGAGGAGAGAGGAGGAGGAAAGGAGGCAGGCAGAGGAGGAGAGGCUACGAAUUGAACAGCAGAAACAACAGAUAAUGGCGGCGUUGAAUGCCCAGACAGCGGUGCAGUUCCAACAGUACGCUGCUCAGCAGUACCCCAACAGCCCGGAGCAGCAGCUGGGUCUCAUCCGUCAGCUCCAGGAGCAGCACUACCAGCAGUACAUGCAGCAGCUCUACCAGGUCCAGCUGGCCCAGCAACAGGCGGCCUUACAGAAGCAGCAGCAGCAGCAGCAGCAGCAGGCUGAUUCAGUUGUGCAGGGCACCCUAGAAUCUAGCGGCUUCAACAGCGGCGAACCCGUCGCCGCCUCAGCAGCAGGACCGCUUUGUGCUGCUCCACCGCUUGUUGGCGAGGAGGUUCCUACAGUCAAUGGAGGCCAGUCAGACUCUUACUCAGAGAGCAUGGACCGGGAGCCAGAGCCUGAACCGGCAGAGGAGGUCUCAGAGAACGGGCCUUUAUUAGCAGACUCCCCGCCAGUCAUAGCUGCUCCUUCCAUGUGGACGCGGCCGCAGAUCAAGGACUUCAAGGAGAAAAUCCGCCAGGAUGCAGACAGCGUGAUCACGGUGGGGCGUGGCGAGGUGGUGACUGUACGUGUUCCCACCCACGAGGAGGGAUCUUACCUGUUCUGGGAGUUUGCCACAGACUAUUAUGACAUCGGGUUUGGGGUGUUCUUCGAGUGGACGGACGCUGCGUCCGCUUCAGUCAGCGUGCACGUGUCAGAGUCCAGUGACGAGGAUGAGGAUGAUGAAGGUGAUCCUCCCAACGAAGAGGAGAAGGCCAAGAAGGAGGCAGGGAAGCCCCAGGUGGAUGAGAUUGUGCCGGUUUACCGGCGGGACUGUCACGAAGAGGUGUACGCCGGCAGCCACCAGUACCCCGGCCGCGGAGUCUACCUGCUCAAGUUUGACAACUCCUAUUCACUCUGGCGCUCCAAGAGUGUUUACUACAGAGUCUACUACACCAGAUAAGCCUGAAUACAGACACACGGGGAGCCAAGGAGUGUGUAUGUUCAUAUAUGUGUGUGUUUGUGUGUAUGGGUGGAGAUUAGUGUGAAGGCAGCCUGUAUUUGUGUGUGUAUGUGUGUGUGUGUGCGCGAAAGAGAAAGUGAUGCCAGAUCUGUUCUGGACAGAACCACCAGAGGGUGACAAAGAGACACAUCUGGAGCCCUUCGACUGGAGAUUGGACUAAUAUGUAUGUACUGUACGUGUACGCGUGACCCCAGAUUACACCAUGCUAGACCCCAUCAUCCAGCCCCUUCCAAGAGGAGUGUGUAUUCCUGUUGUAUAUUCACCACCUGUCUUUGCUGCGCUCACAUACACCAAGCUGUAGGACUUUGCUCUCAUGUUGUAUUUUACCACUUUUGCCCCCUCCUUCCCUCCACCCCGGGCUCCUCCUCCUCCUCCUCCUCCUCUGCCACCACACCGGCCCCAGCACUGUCCAACGUGGCCUUGUGGCUGCUUCUGCCCCCGAGUGGCGUUUUCGUAACCAUGGAUGGAAACUUGGCGAGUCCAGCGCUCUGUGAGCCAGUGUUUCCUGUUUGGUGGAAGCUGGUGGUUGUUUAUCCCCAGAGAACACAGACAAUGUUGGAAAUCCAGUUGUAUUUGCAAAUGUGCUUCAUAACACUAUGCCUUCUACACAGAGGUCUUCUGGUCUUUUGCCAAGUCUCUUUCACACAUUAAAGACACCACCAGGGUACACGCGUCCUUCUUCUGUUGUAAAGCAGCCGCCUGUCAUUCUCUUAACUUAGCGCAUAUGUGAAGAUACGAGAGGAUUGUUUCGUGGAAGCAGUGGUCUUUUUGGGCUUAUCCUUGCACACAAACAGUCUGUUUCUCACCCUUAUUUCUUCUUGUAGUCUGAUUAACAGAGUGCACCAGGACUAGGUUUCAUUAAUGGAGCAUAACUUAUGAAGGACAGGCAGGAAGUCAUGGAGUCACAUGGGUGUGAGGGGGAGUCAUGCACAUGGUCAAGUAUGGUUGUGGGCUUUCUGGCCUUCCAACCACAAGCAUCUCAGUAUGAUACAGAAAAAAGAAGUUUAAAAACAAAUUACUUUAUAUAAAUAUAUAUAUAUGUUUGUUUCCAUUUCUCCUGAACAUUUUUAUCAGCGUGUUUCAGUUCGUUUUACAUCCAAGCAGCUGCUUCUCGACGGUCCCUGUUUCUAUGGUUUCCCCACGUCACUCAAAAACUGUCUGUAUUUUUUUGCGCAUUAAUCACAAAAAAAAAAAGGUAUUGUUAAUAUGACUUGGGAGGUUUUUGUGUUCAUCGUUCUGUGUGUAUUUCAGAUUUUGCUGUACUGAGUUCUGGCAAACACACACGUGACAAUAAAGAGAUCCACUAACCGCCCACGUUUUUGGAGGUCAUGACACACUGUUACAUCCGUGCAGCGUUCAAAAAUCCAAAAUCCACGACGCAAAAUGCUGUGUUCCAUUUUUUUAUUUUCAUCGUUUUUCUCCUGGUAGGCGUCGACUCCGAUUGUCAUCCAGAGUAUUGUGAAUAAACCGAGACGAUCCGGACUCGUCGUCGUGUCGCCGGGUGACGCGGUCGCUUACUAACUCAGUUGUGACAUCUAAAUGUAUUCUACUUUAGAACUUGGUUGCCAUGAUUUAGAUUCAUUCUGUUGUUCGGUUUGACGUUAGCGGUGCUGUGUAAACUGUCUGAAUCUGAACGAUGGUUGUUGAAUGUGUUCGGUGAAGGCGUCGGGCUUCACUUCAUCACACUGACUGUGCAUUUCUGUGUGUGCGUGCAAGCAAACUUGCGACAGAGGCCGAAUAUCUUGCGAGUUGAGCAAUCCUCCGGCAACUCUGUCAGAUUAUUUAAUUACUCCUGCCUCCGACCCGUUGAGUGAUUUGUGUAACAAAAUGUCACUACCUAUGGCCGAACCAGGCCGUAAAGUUCAAGGAAGUUCCCAUAUCCUCUGAUAUGUGAUGUUUGUUUCUUCUCAAGUUUCUUAUUGCUCACCAAAUGGUUUGAGUCGAGUUGUACAAGCCUUGUAUGUAAAUAAUUCUAUAAAUGAGUUUAUGUAUGGGUUUUUAGAUGUGGAAGAAGGCUAUGGUUUUUUUGCGAAUCAAUGCACUGUAACAUAAGGUGGCUGAGAUACACCCCGAAUGAAAGUCCAAAACUUGUAGGAGGUACAAAAGCUGUACGACUCCACCGACGUGACAGACAGAAAAGCUCAUCUUUUUGUAUUGUUUUGACCUGUUUGAAUCUCUUAUGAGUUGCGAGAUCUUUUUGGGCAUAUAUUUAAUCUUGAUUAAACUUAUCUUCAUCUCUAGAA
Stegastes partitus (bicolor damselfish) is the source of this 3981-nucleotide messenger RNA. RefSeq names its product acyl-Coenzyme A binding domain containing 3 (gene acbd3). Bases 32 to 1678 code for a protein of 548 amino acids. The transcript is spliced from 8 exons. The record is from RefSeq and is a predicted model, not a curated record. Gene Ontology annotation, molecular function: fatty-acyl-CoA binding. Gene Ontology annotation, cellular component: Golgi membrane. Lineage: Eukaryota; Metazoa; Chordata; Actinopteri; Pomacentridae.